AUGGAUCUGUACACCCAAGUGCAACCAGACCAGGAGACACCCUUCCUGGCCGGAGAAUGGGAGACGCUGCUGUCGCACGCCGUCGAGCUGUAUCAGCGACUCGAGAACCUCUUCGCCGAACUGCCUGUGAGCUGGCGUUUCAAGACGGUCAGCGACCCUUUGGCGAACCCACGCCUCGUGUUCCCGGGGAAAUACCACAUCUACUAUAACACCUGGAUAGCCCAGGUGUGGGACGGAAUGCGGGCGUGCCGCAUCAUCUUGAACCAUGUCAUCUACUGUCUACUGCUACGCGAGGGACUUACAUGGGCACCGCACGAGUUCUCAGACGGCGGCGCCUACACGAGCCUGUUACAGAGAGUAUCGCACACGACGACGGAGAUGCGGGACGACAUCCUCGCGCCGGUGCCUCACAUGCUUGGCUUCAUUCAGCAUGAGGCCACAACUAGCACCUCAUACAUAGACUGUAGCAGCAGCGCCGGCACGCCGUCCUUGGUCCCUGCCUCGGGCGCGUACUUUGUCGUCUGGCCCUUGUACCUUGCCGGAAUCCGCCUGAUGAACACGCCAGAGACACGCGAAUGGAUCGUGGACCGCCUACGUGCCAUCCGCUCCACGACGGGCAUCCAGAUAGCAGCCUAUCUGGCUGAGAUGAAAGAGAAGGAUGCUGCCCAUCUCAAUGCGAUGCUGCUGACGAGCGAGUUUCUGCUUCCCCACUUAGGCCUCGUCAAACCCCCCCCAUCCCCUCCCUCUUUAAGACCCCAACACGGCUUUGGCAACAUCUGGGUAAUCAUGUCGGAUCCUCUUGGCCUUAUUUCUAGCAAUCGCUUCCACCGCCGUGUCAAUCUCGAUACAAUAUGCGGUCCGCUGACCGUCUCGUUCGCCGAAAUGGGCUGUGUCACUGGGCCCGCGCUGCUGUUCAUACCGGGGAUGUUUGCAUCGCGUUAUAUGGGCAUCCCUCUGCACGCUAUUGCAGAGCGCGCUGGCGUGCGUUUACUCGUUGUCGACCGGCCAGGUAUGGGUGCAUCGACCGAUGUUCCACUCAACAAGCGAAUCGCCGCUUGGGUUGAUUUGCUACCGCGUCUGCUAGCGCAUCUUGGUAUUGCUCGCGUCAACCUUGUCGCCCACAGCGCCGGGACGGUUUAUUUGCUUAAUACCUGGGCGCAGUGCCAUGAGCUUGUAGGCCCAGAGAUUACUUUAUUAGCCCCUUGGGUUAAUCCCGCCUACUCGCGCGUUACCGCGAUGCAAAUAGCACAGUAUGUGCCAACGAAAGCAUUCAGUGCCUGGCACCAUAUCCCGCGCUUCUUUGUGACUCAGGCCGCUCCUAUACUCGCGUCAAGCAAAGCUUUGUUUCGUCAGAUAUCAUCACAAGUAAGCGAGGCGGUAGAAGAGAACCGCUCAUCCCUCGAUGCUAAUUACCAGAGCGCUGAGCGCGAUGACAGCGUGUUACGCGCGGAACAAGCGGAGCUCUUUCGCCUCGCCGCUUCCUUCAUGUACGAUGAGACCACCGUCGGUGCUAAUAGUGAGGCUCUUUUGUGUCUUCGAAAGAGCGAUGGCAGUGACUGGGGUGUCUGUUCGGACUAUGCUCAAUGUGCGCAGAUGCUGGCUGCCCGCGAGCAAUCCACAGAUGGCCGAGUCAGUCUCCGAACGUACUUUGCUUACAAGGAUGCCCUGGUGGGCAGUCGGGGGGCAAGAUAUUUUGAAGAGUGUUGGAAGGCACCAGGUGUAGAGGCUAUUGAUUUCAUCUCCACGACGGUCGAUGGAACAGAUCAUGAUACUUUGCUGCAGUCAAUGGACGUGUGGAAGGCGAUAUUCGCUUCGAUGUGUAGGCCUCAAUAG
This is a messenger RNA of Penicillium cinerascens, 1833 nucleotides long. Its product is annotated as alpha/beta fold hydrolase. The transcript is spliced from 3 exons. Lineage: Eukaryota; Fungi; Ascomycota; Eurotiomycetes; Eurotiales; Aspergillaceae. The coding region runs from base 1 to 1833 and encodes 610 amino acids. The record is from RefSeq and is a predicted model, not a curated record.